This is a messenger RNA of Aricia agestis (brown argus), 1140 nucleotides long. Its product is annotated as retinol dehydrogenase 12-like. The record is from RefSeq and is a predicted model, not a curated record. The transcript is spliced from 5 exons. Lineage: Eukaryota; Metazoa; Arthropoda; Insecta; Lepidoptera; Lycaenidae. Bases 175 to 1134 code for a protein of 319 amino acids.
AUAAAUUAAACUAAACCGGUUUAUUUUCAACAAUAACUACCGGUGACGUGCCAUGGACUGUGGAAAAAUAGUCGCUAGUCGGUCAAUGACAUCAUCGAUUCGUAUCUCAUAUCUGGUGCAUUGUAGUGGUAGUCGGCAGCAUCGCAUUUGUAAAGUAUCUGUUUUAAAACUAAAAUGCCUUUAUUUAGCGGCCGCUGUUACAGCCAAGCAAAAUUAAUAGGAAAAACUGCUAUCAUAACAGGAUGCAAUACAGGAAUUGGAAAAGAAACUGCCCUUGAUUUCUUCAAAAGAGGUGCUAAGGUGAUUAUGGCAUGUAGGAGUAAAGAAAGAGCAGAAGAAGCUAAAAAAAGUAUCGAAAGUAUUUGCAAAGAUUUACCUAACACAGGCAGUCUGGUUAUUGAGGAAUGUGAUCUUUCCUCCUUACAAUCAAUUCGAGAUUUUUCAAAAAAAAUUCUUGAUAGGGAACCGGAAGUUAAUAUCCUUGUAAACAAUGCUGGAGUUAUGUGGUGCCCCAAAAGUGAAACAAAAGACGGGUUUGAAACUCAAUUUGGAACAAAUCACUUGGGCCAUUUUCUAUUGACUAUGCUGCUUCUGCCUCGCAUCAGAAACAGUACACCAGCAAGAAUUGUCAUUGUGUCUUCUAGGGCUCAUACUAGUGGGGAUAUCUACUUUGAUGACUUUAAUUUUGAAAAAAGAAACUACAGCCCUCAUUAUGCUUAUGCACAAAGUAAACUGGCGAAUGUUCUAUUUUCUAGAGAACUUGCUAAAAAGCUCAAGGCUAACAACAUUGAGGGUGUUAACACUUACAGCCUGCAUCCAGGUGUAAUAAAAACGGAGCUAGGAAGACAUUUGGACAAGACUGUAUUUUCGGGGGCAAGAAAAUUAUUUGGCAUAGUUUUUGGUCCAUUUGUAAAAUCGGUUGAAUUGGGUGCACAAACAACUAUUUAUUGUGCUGUUGAUGAGAAAUGUGCUGGGGAAACUGGCUUAUAUUACAGUGACUGCACACCUAUAAAUCCCUGUUCAAAAGCUUUGAAUGAUGAGUAUGCUGAGAAGUUGUGGCAAAAAUCAGUUGAACUCGUCGGCCUGGGAGAUUAUAAUCCAUUCACUGCCCAAGAUCCGGGACUAGCUAAAUAAUAACUU